Molecule: messenger RNA, 864 nt
Organism: Lathyrus sativus (Indian pea)
Lineage: Eukaryota; Viridiplantae; Streptophyta; Magnoliopsida; Fabales; Fabaceae
Source: the annotation of a GenBank genome assembly
AUGAUCUGGGAUUUCAUCUGGGUGUUGAUUUUCACCUCGUGUUGCUGCUCCUUGGUACAUAGCUUGAACAAUACUGCCAGUGAGUCAAUAAAUUCUCAGGUUCAAGAUUUUGCUUUCAGGUCAAUGGCAAGACACCGGCAUCAAACUGGUGCUCUGUACGACACUCUUCUUCCCCGGAACCUUUCAGGUAUGGAUGUUUCAGUAGUGCGUCUGAGAAGCCGGAGGCUCUGGAACGAAGGUUGUAACUUUAGCUACUUUCGGAUCCCGCCAAGAACUGUUGCUAUCCCCCGUGUCAGGAGGGUGGCUAUUGCAUACCAGAAUUUAGGCAAUUGGUCUUCCCACUACUACAAUUUGCCAGGUUACUCGCUCAUCUCUUCUGUUGUUGGUUUCAUGGUUUUUGAUGCAUCAAAUGUAAGGGAUAAAAGUUUCAGAAACCUCACUCUCAACACAAUGGGGCAGCCUAUAUCUAUUCAAUUCCCAAAUGUGAUAUUUAUGAGUGGAAUCAACUCAAAGGCUAGAUGUGUGGCUUUCAAUGAAAAUGGAACAUUUCAACUCACUAUGAUGAGUUCCCCUGGUGUAUGCCACUCAAGAGACCAGGGCCAUUUUUCAGUUGUUCUCCCAUUGGAGAAGCGGCAACGGUGGUAUAUUUGGGUGACUGGGUGUGCUCUUGGAUUUUUUGGAUUGAUAAUAUUAGGUUAUGUGGGAUUUUCAUCCAUGAGAAUUCUCAAGACGAAAAAGAUUGAAGCCAUGGAAAAACAAGCUAUUGAAGACAUGGUUCUUGAAAGCAGAUGGGUCGGCGAUAGUAAAAUGCCUUCUGCAACUGUAACAAGAACUCAGCCAGAUCUUGAGAACAUUGCUUUGUAA